Molecule: messenger RNA, 2911 nt
Organism: Vollenhovia emeryi
Lineage: Eukaryota; Metazoa; Arthropoda; Insecta; Hymenoptera; Formicidae
Product: protein fem-1 homolog A
Exons: 9
Coding region: 126-2147 (673 amino acids)
Molecular function (GO): protein binding
Source: RefSeq, a predicted model, not a curated record
CCGCUCGGAGACGAUCACGUGGUUUAUUGAUUGCCGUCUGUGAUUUACGUGUGCGCUACCGAGAUUGCCGUCAUCGCCGAUGCAUCUCGAGUCGGGUGCUCCUGUUCGCCGACCAGUGACCGUUCAUGUCACAGGUGAAUGAAUCGGAAGGGGCGGUGCUGCGACUGAACCGCUUUGGCAAGUGGGCGAUGUGGAUUGGCAACAGUCACCGCUGGAACUUCUCGAUGGAUCAGAUAUUUCACGAUCUUAUUCACGAGUGUAAAUAUGUGGCCCCGGGGGCGCAGCUCACCUACGCGCUGCGGAAUCGUCUGGAGAAGUACAAGAGGGACGUGCGGAAGGAGAUCGCGUCUCGCAUGAAGGACGGCUGCGCGCCGUUGUUUAUCGCCUGCAAGCGGGGCCACGUCGAGAUCGUCGAGUACCUCGUGAAGAAGUGCGACGCGGACAUCGAGCAGAGGGGAAGGUACGAGGUGCCGGACGACAGGUCGGUGCACUGCGUCACCCCGCUGUGGUGCGCCGCGGUGUCCGGAAACCUCGAGGUUAUAAAAUGUCUCAUAUCCCACGGCGCUGAUGUCAAUGCCGUCUCCGACUCUGGCUCCACUCCUGUUAGAUCUGCGUGCUUCAUGACGCAUCUGGACAUUGUCUCUUAUUUAGUGGAAAACGGCGCCGACAUAUUAAAAGCGAAUUACAAUGGCGGAACGUGUUUGAUAAAUUCUGUGCAAAGCGUGGAGUUGUGCACUUUCCUGUUGGAGCACGGCGCGGAUGUGAAUGCCACCGACAUUCAGAGCAAGACUGCCUUGCAUUAUGCCAUUCAAGAGCACAGACUUCAAACUACCAAACUGCUCUUGGAACACAAUGCAGACCCUCAUCUUAGAUCUCGUUAUAAUGAUGAUGCCCUCCAGACUGCUUGCCUUAAAGGAGCCAUUCAGAUAUUUGAUUACUUAGUGGCACACGUGUCGUAUUCUGCGGAAAGAUUGGCAGACGCAAAUGAGCUAAUGGGAUCUACGUUUUUCGACGAUCACAAUGACACGCACAUGGCGUUGCAAUACUGGAGGGUGGCGAUGGUCCUCAGAAUGUCCAACUUGGACGACGGGACGCCUUUACCAAAGAGACCUGUGUUACCAAAACGCGAAGCUUACAAAAACGCUAUGGAAUUUUCCAACUUGGAUGAGCUGAGCGCUAUCUCGCUCGACUUGGACGCAAUAAGAAUACAAAGUUUGCUGAUAUGCGAGAGGGUAUUAGGUCCACAUCACAAGGAUACUCUCUUCCGGCUGAUGUUUAGAGGUGCAUCGUAUGCAGACGCGUUAAGAUAUCAGCAUUGUAUAGAUCUGUGGCGUCGCGCGUUAGAAAUCAGGGUAGAAAAGGAUUCGAUUUUGUACUCGGAUACUUGCUUUACCGCGCAAGCUCUUGUAAGACUUAUGGUAGAUCUAAAUGAGAAAACGUUGGAGGUGGUGGAUCGUAAUCGAGAGAGGCAGGAGCCGCGGUUUUGCGAUGUAGUAGCGAUAUUUAAAUUACUUACUGGCAAAUUGACGGAAGCUAAAGAGCUUCUAGAGAAGCGCCCUGUACAUAAGAGACAAAGAGAUAGUUACGAGCGUAUCCUGAAAUGCGUGACGCAUCUUAUUUACCUGUUGGUAGAAACUGCGAGUUCUGACGAAGAGAAAGCUCUGAUGCACGAACUGGUUCGUGGUUUGGUGAAACAAAAUCCCAAAUCUGUUUAUACAGAAGACACGCUCCUCCAUCUUUGCGUUUCUAGUUUAAAUACGAUUAAUUCUAGUUAUUUUACUUCUGCCGACGAUAUGCAUACAAUCUUUCCACGUUUGGAAGUUGUUAAAUUACUCUUGGACUGUGGGGCAUACGUCGAUACCAGAAAUAUGUUGCGAUCAACGCCUUUACAUGUAGCAAGUAACGCUUAUAACUUCCAUAAUCCUUUGAUAAAAUUGUUGUUGGAUAACGGCGCGCACUUAGAUACACCAAAUAGAGCGGGCGAUACACCAGCGCGACUGAUAUCCUCAAAUCCACUGAAUACCGUGAACCUUCUUAGUCACACUACCCUUCAGUGUCUAGCCGCGCAGGCUGUUUGUAAAUAUGGAAUCCAGAGUACAGAAUUGCCUGCUACGUUAAAACGUUUCCUGGAUCUUCAUAGGGAAUGAUAUUGAUAUUUUUUUAAAUAAUUAUUGGAUGCUCAUCAACAUCCGUAAUAAUAAUCAUGAUGUAUUUUGUUAUAAUUAAAAAAUGUACGACAAUAUCAAAGGAUUUACAUAUACAUAAAUGAACAGUGAUGUAUAUUAAUUGUAAUUAACGCUAAUUAUAAACAAAUCAUGAAACGUAAUGUUAUAAAAUUGUGAAAUGUAUCGAUGUCGAAAUUUAAUUAUAAAGAAAGUACUAUUUUUAGUAAUUAUAACUCUCUUAUUAAGUAUAUAAGAUCUACAUUGUAAAUACGAUCGCGCGCAUUGUAAUACGUUAAAGCGAAAAAGACUGAAUGAAAAGAGAAUGCUUCUGUAAGAACUAAUUUUCUCGAUUAGGAACAUGGCAAUAUGUAAAGUAUCAUUUUUAAUAUUUCUGUACAGCGAUUCGUGUAAUUUAAUUACAUUAAGAGUUCUUGCAAUCUUAGACAGCCAUUUUUGGGUAUUGCAAGAUAUCGCUUAAGAGCUGCACUCAAAAAUUGUUAUGCACAUUGUAUUAUAUAAUAAAAAGAUACUCUCCAUGCAGUAAAACAAGAUGCAUAUUGACACCAAUAUGAUGAAUUGUCGGAUAUGUCAAAGUUUAACUCUUUUAGAUACUCUAAAAUCUAGAUCACUUUCCUUCAAAGAUACGAACAACCGUAGAAAUAAGAAAAACAUCUGCAAUAAUUUUAAUCUAUUGAUAAAUUACUAUAUCUUAGAAAGAACUAUAUUAAACAAUUUUCAAAAACAAA